Messenger RNA from Periophthalmus magnuspinnatus, 3247 nucleotides. RefSeq names its product coiled-coil domain-containing protein 136-like. Gene Ontology annotation, cellular component: acrosomal membrane. The coding region runs from base 331 to 1605 and encodes 424 amino acids. The record is from RefSeq and is a predicted model, not a curated record. Gene Ontology annotation, biological process: acrosome assembly; single fertilization. The transcript is spliced from 9 exons. Lineage: Eukaryota; Metazoa; Chordata; Actinopteri; Gobiiformes; Gobiidae.
AAAGCACGUCACUGAGGCUCUUUACGUAUUCAUGUCAGGGUUUGUCCGUGUGUCUGUCUGUGCGCUCAGUGACGUAGCCUCUGCAUCACGCUGGUGCUGAGGAGGAAAUGUGGGACAAGAGAGACAGGUCUGCAGUGAAGACACAGGGAGGGAGGCAGGAACAACACCUCUGCUGCAGUCUGCAUCAUUUAAAACAAGCAUGAGAAAACCCAGUCUGCACCAAGUCUGAGGACCCCCCCACCCCUCUGAGCCAGUCUCUGCUGCUAUCUCCAGCAACAGCAUCUGCCUGUGUCCCGUGUCUGCAUCAGUGCUUCAUCCAUUGGCUCAAACAUGGACGGAUUCCGGCUGCCACCAGUGAUAGAGGAAAUUGUUGAUCCGUCUGGUGACCUGUGUGAGCUAAAGGAGGAGAAGCCUAUCAUGUUGGCAGAGACACUGACCGCCAAAGAGCGCGAGUCCCUCGAGGAGAAGGACAUGCCAAUGGAUGAGGACAAAGAUGAGGAGGAGAAAGAGGUUAAGGAGGAGAAAUGUGAAGACACAGCAGAGGAAAGAGAAGAAGAAAAGAAUGAAGAGCAAGAGGUGGAGGAGCUAAAGGCCCAGGUGGUGCAGCUGCUGCUGGAGCUGGAAGAAACCAGGGAGGUGUCUCAGCGGCACGAGGAGAGCUUUAUGGAACUGCAGGGUCUACUAGAGGAGGAAAGACUUGCAAGUGCCCAUCAGGCUGAGAGCUUUACCAGACAGAUUCAAAGGCUACAAGCUCAGCUGCGGUCUGUGCAGGAAGAGAUGGACAGCAUGGAGGAGGAGAAAGAGAGUGAGCUGGAGGAGGUGCAGGAGGAGCUGCGCACAGCCCAGGAGGAGGUGCUGAUGUUGCAGCAGGCGGCCGAGGAGGCAGCAGCAGAGCGAGAGAACGAUAUUGCCUCUCUACAGGAGGAGCUGUGCCGAGUCAGAGCUGAACUGCAACGCCUGUACGCCACCACACAAGAGUAUGAGCUGGAGAUCACCUCUCUGAAGGCUGAGAUCAGUAUGAAGAGCCAAAGCCCCACAACUGAAUCACACGGACACAUUACUCAACUUAAGGAUGAGGUAAUUUCUCUGACAGAUCAACACAAGUCAUUAGAUGAUGACAACAAAGAACUUAGUCGUAAAGUGGAGCACUUGCAGGAGCAGCAAAGAGAGCUCCAUGAUGAAGAUGUAUACUUGGCUGUGCGAGAGGAGGGCUCCCCUAAUGAAUCAUGGGAAAACCCACUGAAGUCUGACACAUAUAUUACUCUGCAUCAGUCCAAUCCUGAAUACAGUGAAGUGCCAGAGGACUCCAUUCAAGUGCUUAGUGGCCUGAGGGGGCAGCUGAAACGAGCAAAGGAGAUAGCUCAGAAAGUACAAAAAGAAUGUGAGAGUUUAAAGGGGGAGCUAGCUGAGCUGCAGCAGCUCUAUGACAUCAGUCAACGUGAGCGAGCCUCUCUGGAGCAGGAGUUACACAGAUGUAAGACACAAUUGGAAAAACUAGCAGGCAAGAAGUCUCAGACCGACUCUGAAGGCUGGACGCUGACAGUGGCAGUGGUUGCCGUGGCAGCGGUUGCAGCUCUGGUCAUCCCCAGUUUGAACAGAACCUGAGGACCAAAGACGGAGACCCAGCGAGUAUCAUCCAGCGCAUUGCCCUAAAUACUGUGUGUCUGCUUCUUGCAUUGCUCCGUUUGUGCACCACUGGUGAGGACACUUUGGAUCUGGGGCCCACAGGAGUCUGUGCUCUGUUUACAGGCAAUGUUCAGAUUAUUUUAAAUUACAUAAAUAUCCACAAACAUGGGAUCAAGGUCAACUACAAGACUUAAUUUCCACAAACCUCAAAUUAUAUAAAAUUAUUUUUACCACUAGAGGGCAAUAAUCUGCACCUCUACUUGGAACAUAGUACAGAUAUAGUUGUUUGUAUAUAUAUAAUAAUUCAAUUAAAUUGAAUAGAAUUUUAAGGCCAGUGGCUUUUGCUUUUGAAUAUUUUUACAAACAUAGGGGUUCAAAGUACUUAGCCUUAUUGUUCAAAAUAGUUUGCACUGUUGUGUGCUUUCAGAGCCCUGUAAGGACACUAUAAGAGCACACCAUGACAGUUUGUUGUUGGACGAUGUUCCAUUCAUUUUUGUAGCAAUUAAAUGUGCAAGAAAAACUGGAUAAUUAGCUUUAUUUCUGUAUUUUACAUUGCAUUUUUAACACUUUAUAGUUCUGACACUAUAUCUUGAUGUUUACACUGACCUAGUAGCAUGAAUAAGUCACUUUUGUUUUCAUCAAGAGAUUGUUUAUGAAGACGGGUUUCACUGUGUCAGAUUUAGGCCUUGGUUUUCUUUGGACCAUGUGUUAUCCAUUUCAGGAUAAUUAUUUUUAAAAUUUCUUAUUAUAUAAUGUUCAGCUCUGUAAAUAAGUCAUGUUAAAAGGGGUUAUAGACUGAUAUUUUUUUGGAAAGUUACACAAAAGUUUACUUUUUUGAUGUUUACAUAUUGCCAAAUAUUAGAAAAUGACAAAUCAAAUUAAUCACUGUGGAGUUGUUUGGUUUAAGUAAAGGCUAAAUUUCCCUUUCCCCUUAUUCACCAGUUACACUGAAGUAAAGAUGACCACCCCAGCUGAAUGUAAAUUAUUAAUGACAGAUAAGUGUAAAUAACAUUUUUGAAAUCGUGUAUCUCUCAAUGGGACAUUUUAAUUAAACAGAUUAGUGUCUAAAUUCUAUAAAAUAUUCAUUUAAAGAUUAAUCUCUAUCAUCAUCAUUUUUGUUGUAAGAAAAGUCAGUUACAGUCCGUAGACUUCCAUGUUUUUGUACAGCAUCUUUUUAUUAAGUUUACAUUUCCUCUGUGAAAUAAUGUGUAUUAUGUAAGUUUGCAAAUCUUUCAAGAAUCCAGCUGUCAUUAUACACCACAUGUUAAAAUGGUCCUAAUGUAGUUAGUUCAAAUUAAGACAGAUGAUUAUGUGAAAAUUAGCCUUUAGUCUUUAAUGUGUUGUUGCAUGUUACUCAGUGAUUUUGCAUGACCCAUGCCUGAGUAUAGCAUGAGCACCGCAAUUCACAUAUUGACUGCUUUAUUACUUGUUUGGUCCAGGGAAAUAAGUUAUGUAGUUUUAUUGGUCUUUAUCAUGUGUAAUACUAUGGUUAAACUCCAUUCAUGGAACCCAACAUCAGAGUCUAUGAUGAUUUUGCUUUGAUAUCUAUCCGUCUGUUUGAGUUGGUGAUUUUGUCAUGUACAUUGUUGAAAAUGAAUGAAUAAAAAGUCGUAGACUUUUG